Tripterygium wilfordii is the source of this 1001-nucleotide messenger RNA. RefSeq lists its product as uncharacterized. Bases 67 to 843 code for a protein of 258 amino acids. The record is from RefSeq and is a predicted model, not a curated record. Gene Ontology annotation, biological process: positive regulation of DNA repair. The transcript has 3 exons. Lineage: Eukaryota; Viridiplantae; Streptophyta; Magnoliopsida; Celastrales; Celastraceae. Gene Ontology annotation, cellular component: BRCA1-A complex; BRISC complex.
UUUUGUGGCCCUUCUUUCAGUCGAUAUUACUUUCUCCAUUGCCAGACCAAAGAAGAUCGGAGCGAGAUGAUGGAGGGAAUCGACGGACAGAGUUCGGAGCCUGUUCGGUACACGUUGAAGCCGGCGCGCAUAAACAAUGAGGACAUACUGUUCUGCAUAGAUGUGGACGCAGAAUCGAUGGUGGAAAUGAAAGCCACAGGUCCUAAUGGGAGGCCACUGACCAGAUUGGACGCGAUCAGGCAAGCUAUCCUUCUCUUCAUCAAUUCCAAGCUCUCCAUCAACCCUGAACAUCGCUUUGGUUUCGCGGCUCUCGCUAAAUCCGCUUCUUUGCUCCGUAAAGAGUUUAGCAGUGAAGUUGAGUUUGCUAUAACUGUGCUUCGGGGCCUCUCAACUUCAUCUUCUGGUCAAGCUGAUCUCACACAUCUAUUCAAGAUAGCAGCUCAUGAAGCAAAGAAAUCUCGUGCCCAGCACCGGAUAUUCAGGGUGAUUCUUAUCUACUGUAGGUCAUCUGUACGACCACAACAUCAAUGGCCUGUAAACCAGAAGCUCUUCACUUUAGAUGUUAUAUACCUUCAUGACAAGCCUGGACCUGACAACUGCCCCCAGGAAGUCUAUGAUGCACUUGUUGACACCCUCGAACAUGUCAGCGAGUAUGAGGGCUAUAUCCAUGAAAGUGGGCAGGGGCUAGCACGUGCUCUAUUCCGACACAUGUGUGUGCUUUUAUCACACCCUCAGCAGCGCUGCCAACAAGAUGAUCUUGACAUACCCAAGUCUCUUGUAAAGAAGUCUCCGGCAGCUGAUUCAGCGAAUGCUGAAGAUAGUGUUACUGUAUCUAGCCAGUGAAUGAAAAAUCCACUUUGUAAGUUCACUCGUCCUCUGAUUUGGUUUUCAUUUGCUUGCUUUUAGUGUGUGCUGUUUGAAAGAUGUAUGUUGACUUCCUCUUUCCUGUACCAGUUGCAAAUCCAUUUAACAAGAAAUUCAGAAUGGAUCAUGAUAUCAAA